GCCGCGUGACGCCUCGCUGGUCGGACGGACCAGCGACGGACGUGUUUGGCCACCUCCCCGCGCCGGGGCUGUGUGAGUGCCGUGGGAAACCAUGUCCACCCUGUGCAGAACGCUCCGCGCUUACUGUGUGCCAAGCACUGUUCUAAGCGCGGUGUUUCGUUCCAGCUUCCUGCCGCGGGCGAGCGCGAAGAGGCUUCUCCACGGCUCCCCGGCCCCGGCCAACUCCAACCGGGCGGCCCUGACCCGCGUCCAUCGCGCGGCCUACGCCCGCUGCUACCCGGUGCUUCUCGUGCGGGAGGACGGCUCCACCAUCCGCAUCCGCUACCGGGAGCCCCGGCACCUGCUGGCCAUGCCGGUCGACAUGGACACCCUGUCCCCGGAGGAGAGGAAGGCCAGGCUGCGGAGGCGGAACUCCAGGCUGGCCGGGAAGAAGGACGAGGAGCCCGAGGUCCUGGACCACUUCCAGCUGGACCGCUACCAAAAGUUCUGGAAGAAGAAAUGAGCCCGAGGCGGGGGGGGUGGGCGACCCCCGGCCCUUCACGUCUCCAUCAUCAUCGUCGUCACCGCCGGCGGUACCUACUGAGCGCCCCCGGGGUGCCGAACGUGGGGCGAGUUUGAAGAUCCAGUCCCCGUCAUUCAUUCAGUGCCAUUUUAUUGAGCCACUAAAUAAAUAAAUAAACUUAUUUAUUUCUAG
Tachyglossus aculeatus (Australian echidna) is the source of this 694-nucleotide messenger RNA. It is a transcript of the gene MRPL55, whose product is annotated as mitochondrial ribosomal protein L55. Gene Ontology annotation, biological process: translation. Gene Ontology annotation, molecular function: structural constituent of ribosome. Bases 92 to 502 code for a protein of 136 amino acids. The record is from RefSeq and is a predicted model, not a curated record. Lineage: Eukaryota; Metazoa; Chordata; Mammalia; Monotremata; Tachyglossidae. Gene Ontology annotation, cellular component: mitochondrial large ribosomal subunit. The transcript has 3 exons.